GGGGGGGAUCAGGGGCAAGCAUCGAAAAGAGGCCGACACAUGACGAAAGAAGAAAGUGAAAGGAAUGGGAUAGAAGAUGCGAUAUAUAAGGAGAGCUUGAUAUGCCUCUCUUCUCUCCAGUCUAGGUUUGCUCCUCACCAUCGGGCCACCCUCCCUCGCCCAGCCAGACCUUUGGAUAUCCGUCACCUGCCCCUCGUUGCCACUUGCUUCAAGCCUCCCUAAGAAAGCCACCCCACGCAAAACCAGAGCCAUGCACUCCUCGGUCUCGCUUGCAGCGGUCUUCGCCCUGCCCCUGGUGCAGCUCGCGUCGGCGCACGGCCACGUGUCGAGCGUCAGCGUCAACGGCGGCAGCCGGAUCCAGACCGCCAACCCCAACUGGUUCUACCUCCCGGUCGACCAGCGGCUGAACACCCCCGGCUGGAGGGCCCUGAACCAGGACAACGGCUUCGUAGAGCCCAGCGCCUUUGGAACCAGCGACAUCGCCUGCCACAAGAGCGCCACCCCGGGCCAGACCUACAUCGAGGCCAACGCGGGCGACCGCCUGACGAUCUACUGGGACACCUGGCCCGAUUCUCACCACGGCCCUAUGCUCAACUACCUGGCCCCCUGCAGCGGCGAGUGCACGUCCGCCUCGGCCGGUAGCCUGUCCUUCACUAAGAUCACUGAGGGCGCGCUCAUCUCGGGCAGCAACCCGGGCAACUGGGUGACGGAUACGAUGAUCCGCAACAAGUUCGCGUCGGACCUGACCAUCCCGCGCGACCUGGCACCCGGCAACUACGUUCUGCGCCACGAGAUCAUCGCCCUGCACGCCGCCGGCCAGCAGAACGGCGCCCAGGCCUACCCGCAGUGCCUCAACCUCAAGAUUCGCAGUGGCGGCUCCAAGAAGCUCUCGGGCGGUACCCCCGGCCGCAGCCUGUACAGCGCCACCCACCCCGGCAUCAUCUUCAACCUAUACGGACAGUUCAGCAGCUACCCGAUCCCCGGCCCUUCGGUUCAGAACCUCCGCCGCCGUACCCCUCGCGGCGCCAUGGCCCAGGAGGCCGAGGAGUAGAUGGACUCAACAGAUGGCAAUAUUCGAGGCCUUCGAAGCGGCCGCCCCCGAAGCGGAUUUUCGAGUUUUUGAAGGUGGACCAUAUAUGGGGCCGGGGCGAUAGAUUUCAAGUAGACAGAUUCCACGGCAUGUCUGGCCCAAGAGGCAGCAGGAGGGUGCGCUUGGCAUGUGACUUAUGUCCUUCAUUCAAGACUUUGUAUUAUUGUCCAUAGCCUUCGUUGUGGGGACCUCGCAGUCGGCGGGGAAACCACAGUUACAUUCACCGACCUUGUUCAC
This is a messenger RNA of Gaeumannomyces tritici R3-111a-1, 1327 nucleotides long. RefSeq lists its product as hypothetical. The record is from RefSeq and is a predicted model, not a curated record. The coding region runs from base 251 to 1051 and encodes 266 amino acids. The transcript is spliced from 5 exons. Lineage: Eukaryota; Fungi; Ascomycota; Sordariomycetes; Magnaporthales; Magnaporthaceae.